GGUGAACGCACCAAUGCAGCCUGUGUUUAGUGUGUCCCAUGUGUUGCACAUGUGAGAGACGCGUUGAAAGCUGUACAUUGGACGAAACUGUAAAUUAAUGAAUUCAUUGAAUAUAUCCUUCUAAAAGCUCACAUUUCUGUCAAAAUGAAGAAGAGAAAGGAAUCGACUGAAACUGAAACGGAAGAUCAGAUGGAGUUACUAGAUAACUCUCAGAAUGAAGACGAAAAUGAGAAAAAGAGUGCAAAACAGUCAAAGGACUCUAAACGAAAAGCGAAGGGCACCGUGUCAGAUGGUGGGGUCUUACGGCCAGUCAAGCUGUCCAAAAAAGAGCUGUACAAAGCCCCAACUGUGGAAGAGCUCAACCAGCUGAAAGAAGCAGAGAAUCUCUUCCACUGCAGCAUAUUGAAAAUGCAGAUGGAGGAGCUGCUGAAAGUAGUGGCCCUUAGUGAGCACAGGAAGAAGCUGGUGGACUCCUUUGUGCAGCAGAUCACAGAUUUCCUGCAGUGUGUGCCUGACUCUGAAGUUGCGGAGUUGGAUGAUAUUUCAUGGUUGUCAGGUGUUGAAGUCCCAUUCCUCCUCGUCCCAUCGACAGCAAAAGGCAAAUUUCACAUGGAGCCUCCUGCAUCAAUCAACCUGGUGGGCAGUUAUCCACUGGGCAUGUGUAUCAAACCCAAAGUCUCUGUGGACUUGGCUGUUACCAUUCCAGCUUCUAUUUUGCACCCAAUGGAUGCCAUUAACCAGCGGUACUCUCGAAAGCGAGCGCUGUAUCUGGCUGGCCUGGCGCGCCAUCUCUCCUUCGCAAAGUGUGUGGGUUCACUGCACUACUCUUGUCUACAUGGCAACCGACUUCGCCCAAUCCUACUACUCAAACCCCCAGGUAAUGACAGCAAUAAGGUCACUUUAAGGAUUCAUGCCAUUCCACCACCGGACUUCCUCAAACCUAGCCGCUUCCAUCCUCAGAAGAACAACAUCAGGACUGAGUGGUUUACUGCUGUUGCCAAUACGCAGCAAGAGAGCAGUGAGCCCCCAACUCCUCAUUAUAACAGCACAGUUCUUGGAGAUCAUCUCCCACUGUCACAUCUUCAGUUCCUGUCGGCCAUCAGUGCACAGUGUCCUGCUUUUGGAGAGGGUGUGGCCCUCCUCAAAGUGUGGCUAAGACAGCGGGAACUGGACCAG
Sinocyclocheilus grahami is the source of this 1176-nucleotide messenger RNA. Its product is annotated as nucleolar protein 6-like. Gene Ontology annotation, cellular component: small-subunit processome; CURI complex; UTP-C complex. The annotation marks the transcript as partial. The record is from RefSeq and is a predicted model, not a curated record. Gene Ontology annotation, biological process: tRNA export from nucleus; rRNA processing. The transcript has 7 exons. NCBI's taxonomy places the organism in Eukaryota, Metazoa, Chordata, Actinopteri, Cypriniformes, Cyprinidae.